AUGUCGCAUUUUACUACCGAAUUCCUUCCCAUCAUGAAUGGUUACAACGGCAAGAUGGAGUCGUCAUCCUCUUUAUCGUGGAUAGUAGGGUUCUUACUGCUCACUGUUGCGCUUGGAUGCUUCCUUAUUUAUCGGUCCUUGCUUCCUAAGCCUAUCGCUGGCAUUCCCUACAACCACGAUGCUGCCAACAGGCUACUUGGCGAUGUCCCGGAGGCUAUGCAACACAUCAAGGAAACGGAAGAGAUGAUGACCUUCUUGACAACGCAGAUUGAGCGACACAACACUCCAAUUGUGCAAGUCUUCAUGCGGCCUGGUGGUAAGCCUUGGGUUAUUUUGUCCGACUUCAGAGAAAGUCAGGACAUCCUGGUCAGACGGACUCGAGAGUUCGAUCGCUCUGACUUUUUCGGCGAUCUCUUCAUCAGCGUCCUUCCCGCCAACCAGGUUCAUAUGAGAACGAACGAUACAUGGCGUGCACACCGUCGUCUCAUGGCGGACACCAUGUCCACUGCCUUUCUCAACAAAGUUGCCGCACAACAGAUCUAUGGCUCUGCACUGGAGAUCGUUGGCAUGUGGCGCGAGAAAGCGAGACUGGCUGAUGGGCGUCCGUUCCAGGUCUACAAGGAUGUCUUUCGAGGCGCUCUAGACGUGAUCUGGGCAGUCACCUUUGGUUCCGAGGUCGGCACGACGAGAAACCAGCGCAAAUAUCUCUCAGAACUGAAGGGAAUAGAAGUCAGCACGGAUGUCGAUGCGCCAGUCGAUCUACCAAUGAUACAGAAUCCAGAGGCCUUCGAAGCAAUCAUGACUCUUGGUGAGAGCUGUGAGAUCCCAAUGAAGUCGCCUUUUCCUCGCCUACAUCAUGCCAUGGCGUUACGUUUCUACCCCAGAUAUGUAUCUGCCAGGAAGGUGGUCGAUCGAUUGCUCACCGAUGGUCUCCGUUCUGCGUGGGUAAAAUUCACUCAGCAAGGAGCUUCCGAGGGCGAAGUGAGGAGUGCGCUUGAUCUCAUGGUGGAGCGCGAGGUCGUGAUGGCGAAGAAGGCCGAGCGCAAACCUGCUUACGACACGCAAGAUAUCCGAGACGAGCUCCUUGGGUUUCUGUUCGCGGGACACGAAACGACAAGCACGACCCUGACUUGGGGCCUGAAGUUCAUCACCACUAAGCGAGAUGUGCAGCAAAAGCUGCGUGGUGUGCUGCAGGCAGAGUUCCAGCGCGCCCACGUCGCAAGAGUGAACCCAACAGUGGAGGAAAUCGUUACUGCAGACAUCCCUUAUCUCGACGCGGUAAUCGAAGAGAUCCAUCGAUGUGGUGGAACGGCAUCUAGCAAUGUUCGUGUGGCCACAGAGGAUGCUGUUGUCUUGGGACAUCUCAUUCCGAAAGGCACCAGUGUGUUCAUGCUCUGCAACGGCCCAGGAUAUAAGUCGCGACCGAUCGCCAUCGACGAGUCCAAGCGCAGCAAGACCUCGCAGGAGAAUGUGAGGGACAACGUUAGCUGGGACCCGAACAAUGCAAACGAUUUCCUACCCGAGAGGUGGCUCGUCGCCAAUGAGAAGGGUCACCUGGUCUUCGAGCCGCGCGCAGGACCAAAUCAGCCCUUUGGUGCGGGACCGCGCGGAUGUUUUGGUCGCAAACUCGCAUCCCUGGAAUUGAAGCUACUCGUGAUUCUGUUCGUGUGGAGUUUCGACUUACAGCCGACGCCACCAGCGUUAUCAUCCUUUGCUGGACACGACGGCAUGACACAUUCGCCACAGCAGUGCUUCCUGCGUCUGAAGCCGCUGCUAUGA
Molecule: messenger RNA, 1779 nt
Organism: Recurvomyces mirabilis
Lineage: Eukaryota; Fungi; Ascomycota; Dothideomycetes; Mycosphaerellales; Teratosphaeriaceae
Exons: 3
Coding region: 1-1779 (592 amino acids)
Molecular function (GO): monooxygenase activity; heme binding; oxidoreductase activity, acting on paired donors, with incorporation or reduction of molecular oxygen
Source: RefSeq, a predicted model, not a curated record